Messenger RNA from Seminavis robusta, 1559 nucleotides. The record is from the annotation of a GenBank genome assembly. Lineage: Eukaryota; Bacillariophyta; Bacillariophyceae; Naviculales; Naviculaceae.
ACAAAUCGUGACAAUCCUCCUCAAAGAAAACACAAGAAAACAAACUCAAGACACCAACAACAAACCCAAGCGGCAGCAACUAUCAGGAAAAGUGAGAGGACAGCAAUGGCGGAUUAUCCUGCAUAUGCGAUACUGUACGGCCCAAGAGCCCUUCUAAGCUUCGUUGGGAUUGCGACGAUUAUAAAGGGGGUGUUCAAGUCUGAACAUACCUUUGAUGAACUUGGGGUGAAAGCAUUCGAGAAUGCCAAUGCUGCUGGUCUGGAACCAGUUGCCUAUUUCGAUGAUGUUUCAGACAUCAACAAGGAGGAACUCGAUGCUGCUUGUCCCGUUUCAUGGCCUGUUUUUGUGGGCUGGGCGCUAUUGGGCGUGGCCAGUCUCAUUCCUCAUCAAAUGGGGAUGAAUUUUCAAGAAUUUGAGAUGACUGUACCAGGACUUACUGGAUUUGUCUGUUGCAUUACCAUUGGGUUCAUUCUGGUCUGGCCUGUCCGAGAAUCCUACAACGAGCGUCAGUUCAGAUUCAUGGUGCAAAACUAUCAAAUGGCCUCGGCCUUUGCGGUAGUUCUACUAGGUUCCAUCGUUGUCUCAAAUUUGCAAGGACCUGUUUGGAUGGCACCUUUGGGAGCUCUGUGCAUCGCCUCAGCCAUGUACCGUUUCUGGAAGAAUCGAAAGAUGGGAGAAUCCUGGAUGCGAAAUGGCAGACCCAACUGGAGCCAUGUUGUCUGCAACGGAGGAGGAAACUUGUUUAUGUUGGGCUGGUUCCUGUUUUGGUUGGGUUUCUCUGGGAUCGAUGGCCAUGAUGAGUGGACGUACUUUCAUGUUCACACACCGCUCUACAUGAACGUGCGGGCCAUCCUUGCUGCUUUGGGAUGCUUUAUCAUUGUGGCAUUGACGGUUGUGGUGGAACACAUGACAGAUGAACACGAUGAUGUUCUCGAGGCCCCUGUGGGUCGUCAUUGUGGUCGUUUCACGGAACUCUUUCUUUCUAUUGGGUUCAUGGUUGGUUUUGGUCUCUACGGUGCCGCAAGUUACUUCCCGUCAGAGUCAAACAUGAGAAUCAUUUGGAAUACUAUGUUGACUGUUGUUCUGAUCAUGCAGGGGCGAGCCUACGGUCUUUUGUAUCAAAAGGCUAUCCCUAACCACGAUGCCAACCGGUGGUCACGCCUUGGACGGAUCAUCUUGUGCGCAUUUGGCUUCUUGGUGCUGUUUCAAUUCUUCACCAGGUGGGCUUCUAUGGGUAUCACCAUGGUGGGAAUCGUGCUGGUGCUCUUGGGCCAUAGACAUAUCAUGGAUGAUAGAAAGAGAGGAAAGCUCUUUUUGGAUACUGGAAAACCAAAUCCAGCGCCUAUUGUGUACUCUUUUGGUCCAAUCUUGUACACUUUGGGAUGGAUUCUGCUCGCUCUGGCCAUGUCCAUUCCUCAGCAAGUCUGGUAGUGACUUGAGCGUGUUUGUUCCUUUUUUGUCGAAGGUGACGGGCAGGGGACCACGAGCUUGGCAUCCUUGCUGCAAUAAACCAUGCAGUAUUACUCAUAUUCAUUCAUAGCACAACAAUUAUAUUGAUC